This is a messenger RNA of Pteronotus mesoamericanus, 3045 nucleotides long. It is a transcript of the gene AGBL1, whose product is annotated as AGBL carboxypeptidase 1. Gene Ontology annotation, biological process: protein side chain deglutamylation; proteolysis. Gene Ontology annotation, molecular function: metallocarboxypeptidase activity; zinc ion binding. The annotation marks the transcript as partial. The transcript has 22 exons. The record is from RefSeq and is a predicted model, not a curated record. NCBI's taxonomy places the organism in Eukaryota, Metazoa, Chordata, Mammalia, Chiroptera, Mormoopidae.
AUGCUAGGACCCGGGGAGACCAAGAGGAACGAGACAGAACACUCGCUCCAGAGGGGCUCGCUGUCUGAAGCGACCUCCUCUGACAGGGCAUCCAUCCUGACCAUCCUCCAGGUGCUCGGAGACCUGCUCUCUGUGGGCACAGACAGGAGGAUUCGCUACAUGAUCAGCAAGGGAGGCAGCGAAGCCCUUCUGCAGACCCUGGUGAACACAGCGAGGACAGCAUCACCUGACUAUGAUGUCCUCCUGCCCCUCUUCCGGCUGCUGACCAAAGUCGGCCUGCGAGAUAAAAAGUUUGGACAGAAGGCACUGGAAUUGGAAGCAUUGGAUGUGACGUUGAUUCUGGCCCGGAAAAACCUGUCCCAUAGCCAGAACCUCCUCCACUGUCUCUGGGCUCUGCGUGUGUUUGCCUCUAGUGUCACCACGGGAGCCAUGCUGGGAAUCAACGGAGCAAUGGAGCUGCUUUUCAAGGUCAUCACUCCUUACACCAGGAAGCGUACCCGAAUAAUCAGGGCAGCCACUGAAGUUCUGGCAGCAUUGCUGAAAUCCAAGUCUAACAGCCGCCGGGCGGUGAACAGAGGCUAUGUCGCCAGCUUGCUCAGGCUGCAUCAGGACUGGCACAGCCACGACGCAGCCAACAGCUAUGUGCCGAUCCGCCGGGCGCUGCUGCUCAGCCUCAGGCACAUCGCCACCCUCCGGUCUGGCAGGGAGGCCUUCCUGGCGGCUCAGGGCCUGGAGAUCCUCUUCAGCACCACACAGAGCUGCCUGGACGACCAGAGCUCGGAACCCGUGACGGGCGUCGCGCUUCAGGUCCUGAGGCAGUGCUCCCCGAAGAGCCCCCUUCCGUUGGCCGCGGCCAGCAGUGCCUACGCCUUCCCGGCCGCCGGGAACUCUCCCGCUGGUCCUCCGCGUGUUCUCGCUGAAGAGGAUUUUGAAGACGAUGGUGAUGAAGAAGAGGAUAAAGACUCAGAUUCUGAAGAUGCGAAAGAGGAAGAUGAUGACUUGGAGACAGAUGUGAACAAGCUGAGUUCCAAACCUGGGCUCGACCGCCCCGAAGAGGAGCUGACCCAGUAUGAGGCCAUGUGUCUUGAGCUCUCCUGCCGCUUUGAGGAACUGGAGCCCAAACCUGGAGACAAUCCGAACCCUGAGGAGACGGAGUACACCAACCACCACCACAUUCCGGCCCCUGCCUCCCCGCAGCAGUGCCGCUUGACUAAGGACCAAAGCUCCCGGGGGCGGGAAAGAGAAGACUCGGGCCAGACUUCCCUCCUGAGCACAGUGAUGUGGCGGCGGCCCACCGUGCUUCUAGCCUCCAAAACAGGGCCUGGAAGGGGCCUGUACCCAAAUGCCCAAUCCAGUGGGCUAGGGACGGAUUCUUCUGGAAAUGAAAUUGCGGACAUUCGGGCCUUCCUCAAAGAGGAUACUUGGGACAUAGACAUGAUUUCCUGCCCUAGGAUAAGUGCCGCCUGUUCCAACGCCACCGGGUCCACAGAAACUGUUGAAGCAAUAGAUAAGCUUCUGCAGACACAUCCCCAGCACAUCCCCUUCCACGACCCCUACGGUUAUGUGGCCAAAGCCCAAAGAACCAGGUCCGUGGCUGACUUCAAGAUGGUGGCAUUUCCUGACCUCUGGGGGCACCGUCCUCCGCCCUCUCUGGAGCCCAUGUUGGAGCGCAAACGUGGAAUCCAAAGGAUCAAGAUAUUUGAGGAUAUCCGGCGGUCGAUCCAGACCAGUGAUGUUAUAAAUAAAGUUGUCUUCAGUUUAGACGAGCCUUGGCAAGACACGGCUUCCAAUUGUUUGUGGUUCUCCUCCGAGUUUGAGUCAGGAAAUCUUCGCAAAGCCAUCCAAGUGCGUGAGUUUGAGUAUGACUUGUUGGUCAAUACUGAUGUGAACAGCACCCAGUACCAGCAGUGGUUCAACUUCAAGGUGAGCGGUAUGAGGGCCGCCAUCCCUUACCGCUUCAACAUCAUCAACUGUGAGAAGCCCAACAGCCAGUUUAAUUAUGGGAUGCAGCCAACCAUGUAUUCUGUGAAGGAGGCUCUUCUCGGCAGACCCACCUGGAUACGGACGGGCUAUGAAAUCUGCUAUUACAGGAAUCAUUACCGCGAGAGUGCAGCUGUCACAGCGGGAGCGUCUAGGAAGUGUUAUUACACCCUCACCUUCGCCGUCACCUUCCCGCACAGUGGGGACGUCUGCUACCUGGCCUACCACUAUCCCUACACCUACACCGCCCUCAUGACUCACCUUGAUAUCCUGGAAAAAAGUGUCAACCCCAGAAAGAUUUACUUCCGGCAGGAAGUCCUGUGCCAGACGCUCGGAGGGAAUCCGUGUCCGUUGGUGACCAUCACAGCCAUGCCCGAGUCCGCCGGCGCUGACCACCUAGAGCAGUUCCGGCAGCGUCCAUACCAGGUGAUCACCGCCCGCGUUCACCCAGGAGAAAGCAAUUCCAGUUGGGUGAUGAAGGGGGCCUUGGAGUUCCUGGUCAGCAGUGACCCUGUGGCCAGGCUCUUGAGGGAAAACUUCAUUUUCAAGAUCAUCCCCAUGCUCAACCCAGAUGGUGUCAUCAAUGGCAACCACAGAUGCUCGCUGCGAGGGGAGGAUCUGAACAGACAGUGGCUCGCUCCCAGCGCUCAGCUCCAGCCCACCAUUUACCACGCCAAAGGCCUGCUCUACUACUUGAACAGCAUCGGCCGCCGUCCUGUGGUCUUCUGUGACUUCCAUGGCCACUCCCAAAAGAAGAAUGUGUUUGUCUACGGCUGCAGCAUCAAGGAGACCCUGUGGCAGGCAGAGGCCGCUGUGGGCGCAUCUGCUGUCUCGGAGGAUGUCAGCUACAGGACUCUUCCCAAAAUCCUCGAUAAGCUGGCACCAGCCUUCACAAUGAGCAGCUGCAGCUUCGUCGUGGAAAAAUCUCGCGCCUCCACCGCCCGAGUAGUGGUGUGGAGGGAGAUGGGGGUGUCCCGAAGCUACACCAUGGAAAGCAGCUACUGUGGCUGCAACCAGGGCCCCUACAAGGGCCUCCAGUUUGGUACCCGGGAGCUGGAGGAGAUG